AUGGCAUUGAGAGCUGCAUUAAGGAACAAGUCCGGCUUAUCAAGUCUACUUUCCCAGCGGUCGUCAUGCCACAGUCAUGGCAGAGUGUGUUUGUCUCCUGUCCUCGUUGCUCAGCGGAGGAACAACUCCACCUCACCUAAGAUCAAAGUGGAUUUUGACCAAAGCACAGGCGUGGCAGUGAUGCAAAUGCAGAGUCCGCCGGUCAACAGCUUGAGUUUAGAUUUCCUCACGGAGUUCUGCAUUGGCGUGGAGAAGCUGGAGAUGGACAAGAGCUGCCGAGGCCUCAUCAUCACCUCGAACCAGCCUAAGGUGUUCUCAGCCGGGCUGGACAUCAUGGAGAUGUACGGGAAGAGUCCAGAGCGCUGUGGAGAGUUCUGGAGAGCUGUUCAGGAGAUGUGGCUGAAACUCUAUAGCUCCAACCUGGUCACUAUAGCUGCAAUCAAUGGUUCCAGUCCUGCGGGUGGCUGUCUGAUGUCUAUUACAUGUGACUACAGGAUAAUGGCGGACAACCCUCGCUACAGCAUCGGCCUUAAUGAGACACAGCUCGGCAUCGUAGCACCUUUUUGGUUUAAGGACACCAUGACAAACACAGUGGGCCACCGAACCACAGAGAUAGCUCUGGAGCUGGGGCUGCUUUAUAACCCUUCAGAGGCCCUGAAGAUAGGACUUGUGGAUCAGCUGGUACCCGAAGACCAGGUCCUCACCACAGCCACACAGACCAUGGCUAAGUGGUUGGCUAUUCCAGACCACGCCAGACAGAUCACCAAGUCCAUGAUGAGGAAGCCAACCAUCGACAAACUAACAUCCAACAGAGAGGCUGACAUCCAAAACUUUGUCAGCUUCAUCACCAAAGACUCCAUUCAGAAGUCGCUCCGCAUGUAUCUGGAGAUGCUUAAAAAGAGAAAGGGCUAGAGGAGAGAGGGAAACGUAUAAAAUCACACACACACACACACACACAUAUACAAGCAUUAGAGGGACUUUGUUGAAAACACAUCUGCCUUCAGUGUCAUAUGUUCAUUGGUGUCACUUGUGCUGAGACCCUCGACUACAGCUCUCUGCAGCUCAUCUUCAUAACUGUGUUCAACUAGCAAAGAACCAUGUGUACAGUAAAGCUGGGUGAUCCUCCCCUCACCAGGCAGUGACCAAGCGAGCUCGGGGGAGACAUACCCAGGAUUGACACCAGUGAUUCAGUGACAAAUAAAAAGUUUCUAUACAUAUUUCUAAGGACUUUAGUUUCAAACUUUACACUUAUUUUGAGAAAAGUAAGCAUUUAUUUAAAUUGCCUGUAGGCUAAGUACUACACUACAGCCCCAAGCACAAGACUUCGGCAUGUGGAGAAAUCCAAAGCUUGACAGCCCUGCCGUGCUUUGUUAUGGUAGCUGAGCUAUGAUUUGACAAUUGGUGUUAGGGGGAGGGGUUUAGGGAAAAGUCAAUAAUUGUCAGGUAUACACCAUAUAAAGUGUCUAGCCUUACUCUGCCUUCCUGAACCUAACAACUGAAGUGGGUGCAUUUGAAUAGCCCACAGUGGGCGAAGCCUUGAUCCUCUAACAGAUUUAUCUACAUUCAAUUUUUCUAACUUCUUAUUAGCCAUAUAUUUCUCAAUAAAAGGAUGUAUUUGGGAGUACAUAUGUAUAUGUGGCCAGUGAACUGAUUAGUGUGAUUAAAGAAUGAAUUGUCA
Molecule: messenger RNA, 1678 nt
Organism: Micropterus salmoides (largemouth bass)
Lineage: Eukaryota; Metazoa; Chordata; Actinopteri; Centrarchiformes; Centrarchidae
Gene: eci1
Product: enoyl-CoA delta isomerase 1
Exons: 7
Coding region: 1-912 (303 amino acids)
Biological process (GO): fatty acid beta-oxidation
Cellular component (GO): mitochondrion
Molecular function (GO): enoyl-CoA hydratase activity
Source: RefSeq, a predicted model, not a curated record